GAAUCCUCCAUUAGACUACCAUCAGAUUUGCCUUGAGAUUAUUCUAGUCCCGUCCGUAGGGCACAACAAUCUCAUUGUCCUCGUGCGAGAGAGGCCACUUCCAUCGCCGAGAUGAAGUUCUACAUUGAUGACCUUCCGGUUAUCUUCCCCUAUCCCUAUGCCUAUCCUGAGCAGGUGGCCAUGAUGAACGACCUCAAGCGCACGCUCGAUGCAAAUGGCAAGGCUGUCAUCGAAUCGCCUUCUGGGACGGGAAAGACGGUCUCCCUCCUGAGUCUCAUUGUCAGUUACCAAAUGCACUAUCCUGCCGCAAGGAAGCUCAUCUACUGCACCCGUACUGUGCCAGAGAUCGAAAAGGUACUUGCUGAGCUGAAGCGUUUGAUGGAGUACAGGGCGAGGUACAACGUCUCGGAGGAAAUGAAGAAGGAUGGUAGUGGCGAAGAGCUACAACUUCCCCUGCCGAAAGGCCAAGGCGAGGCGGAAGAUAUCCUCGCCUUCGGUCUGUCCUCGAGGAAGAACCUCUGCAUCCAUCCCAGCGUAGGGAGGGAAAGACGGGGCAACGUAGUAGAUGCCCGGUGUAGAGACAUGACCAGCGCCUGGGCUUGUGAAAAGGGUAGAGCCGAGCCUGGCAGUGUCGAGCUGUGCGACUUCCACGAGAAGCUGGGCCAACUCGAGCCGGGCCAUCUGCUCCCUCACGGAGUAUGGACUCUGGAGGACGUCAAGGACUAUUCGAAGGAGCAAGGCAUCUGUCCCUACUUUGCCAUCCGAAGGAUGCUGCCCUUCGUCAACAUCAUCGUCUAUUCUUUUCACUAUCUCCUCGACCCCAAGAUCGCUGAGCAGGUCAGCAAGGAGAUGUCCAAAGAUUCAAUCGUCGUCUUCGAUGAGGCCCACAACAUCGACAAUGUCUGCAUCGAAUCGCUCUCAAUAGACUUGACACGACCUAUGCUCGACAGUGCAUACCGCUCAGUGGAUCAAUUAGCAGAGAGAGUAGAGCACGUCAAGGCGACUGACGCUACCAAGCUACAAGAUGAAUACGCCAAGCUGGUCGAGGGACUUCAACAGAACGAAGACAAUCGAGAAGCAGAGACCUUCAUGGCCAAUCCUAUCCUGCCAGAUGAUCUGCUGUCUGAAGCAGUCCCGGGGAACAUCCGAAGGGCGGAGCAUUUCGUUGCUUUCCUGAAACGCUUCGUCGAGUACCUCAAGACGAGAAUGAGAGUCUUGCACGUCGUCGCCGAAACUCCGGCCAGCUUCUUGCAGCAUCUAAAGGACAUCACAUACAUCGAACGAAAGCCGUUGCGCUUCUGUGCGGAGCGACUGCGCAUGCUUGUCUCCACGCUCGAACUUACCCGGAUAGACGAGUUCGCUGCUCUGCAGAAGGUUGCCGCCUUCGCCACACUGGUGGCCACCUAUGACAAAGGUUUUCUGCUCAUUCUAGAACCAUUCGAGACUGAGAAUGCAACCGUACCGAACCCAAUCUUCCAUUUUACCUGCCUCGAUGCAAGUCUGGCAAUUGCGCCAGUAUUCGAGAGGUUUUCCUCGGUUAUCAUCACCAGUGGUACCAUCAGUCCUCUGGACAUGUACCCAAAGAUGCUCAAAUUCGACCCCGUUGUCCAAGAGUCGUAUCCCAUGACGCUCACUCGGCAGUGUUUUCUGCCCAUGGUUAUUACUCGGGGAUCAGACCAGAUUGCGAUCAGCUCCAGGUUCGAAGUGAGAAACGAUCCGUCGGUAGUCCGCAAUUACGGCUCUAUCCUUAUCGAUUACGCCAAGUGCAUCCCCGACGGCAUCGUCGCCUUCUUUCCCUCUUACCUCUAUAUGGAGUCAAUCGUGUCUGCUUGGCAUGACAUGGGCAUCCUUGAGGAGGUCUGGAAAUACAAGCUCGUCUUCAUCGAGACACCAGAUGCGCCCGAGACCUCUGUCGCUCUGGAGAACUAUAGGCGAGCUUGCGACAAUGGUCGAGGAGCCAUCCUGCUGUCUGUCGCUCGAGGCAAGGUCUCGGAAGGGAUUGAUUUCGAUCACAACUACGGAAGAGCCGUCAUCAUGUUCGGUGUACCCUAUCAGUACACCGAGUCUCGUAUUCUCAAAGCUCGCCUUGAGUUCCUGCGAGACAACUUCAGGAUCAGGGAGAAUGACUUCCUGACCUUUGACGCUAUGCGACACGCGGCUCAGUGUGUGGGACGUGUAUUGCGAGGAAAGAGCGAUUACGGUCUGAUGAUCUUUGCCGACAAGCGCUUUGCGAGGGCGGACAAGCGCGCCAAGUUGCCAAAGUGGAUCGCACAACAGAUCACAGACACCCACUCGAACCUGUCCACCGACAUGGCCAUUGUGGAGAGCAAGCUCUUCAUCAGGAGGAUGGCUCAGCCGUACACAGAGAGCAAGAAUGGGGUUUCUCUGUGGUCAGUAGAGGAUAUCGAGCAAAGGCAGCAGCGCGAGCAAGAGCACUUUGAGAAGCUCAUGGCCGCGGAUGGAAUGGACGUCUUCGACGGUGGUGAUCUGAUCGAAUUCGACGAUCCGGAGACGACAGCUGCUAUGGAGGUGCACGAGAAGGAGCUAGAGUCGAGGGGGAAUGAAGUUAGGCGGAUCGAGGAGCUGGGGGACGAGGAUGAUCUAGAAGAUGAAUUUGAUCAGGCUUUCGGCAAUGGUGGGGGAGAAGCUGCUGCUAUGGAGCUUGAUCUCUGAGAAGACCGAGCAGCAGCGCACGCAUUGAAGGAUUGCUUUGCAAACUUGUACCAUCAGCACGGGUGUCAUCGCCUCCAUGUAAUAUACACAUAGUGACAGUAUCAUCA
This is a messenger RNA of Microstroma glucosiphilum, 2780 nucleotides long. Its product is annotated as putative RAD3-DNA helicase/ATPase. The record is from RefSeq and is a predicted model, not a curated record. The transcript has a single exon. Gene Ontology annotation, cellular component: nucleus. Gene Ontology annotation, biological process: transcription by RNA polymerase II; positive regulation of mitotic recombination; nucleotide-excision repair. Gene Ontology annotation, molecular function: hydrolase activity, acting on acid anhydrides, in phosphorus-containing anhydrides; ATP binding; DNA helicase activity. The coding region runs from base 112 to 2673 and encodes 853 amino acids. NCBI's taxonomy places the organism in Eukaryota, Fungi, Basidiomycota, Exobasidiomycetes, Microstromatales, Microstromataceae.